AUGCGCACGGAAAGAUGCGCACGAAAAAAUUGCGCACAGCCAAUCUUCCGCACGGUUUUCUGGAGAGAACAACAACAAAUUCUUCCUAUCUUAGCUAAAAUUGCAAAAUCUAUUUAUGUUAUUCAAGCAUCGUCAGCUGAAUCUGAAAGACAUUUUUCAACAAGUGGACAAAUUGUUACUGAACAACGGUCACAAUUAGAUCCUGAAUGUACUAGUCAAAAUUUAAUAAUGCCUCAACUAGAAGUAAAGAUUAUCGAAGCUCGAAAUUUAAAACAACAAGAUACGUUCAGUAAUAAUGAUGCAUUCGUCGAAGCUUAUUUAGAUCCACAUUAUAAACAGAAAACAAAAACAAAGAAAAACACAAAUAAACCACAAUGGAAUGAAACGCUUGUGUUUAAUCACCAGUAUGGUCAAGAUACUUUGUUUUUGGAUGUGUAUGACGAAGAUUUAGUUAAAAAUGAUGUAAUUGGAAAAAUAACAAUUAAUUUAAAAAGUAUCUAUGAAAAAGGUCAUCUAGACGAAUGGAUUAAAUUACCAUCGAAGUCGGGUGUAUCAUCUUCGCACGGUGAAAUACAUAUUAUAUUAAACUAUCAAGAUUUUGAACAACAAAACUCAUAUCUCUGA
This is a messenger RNA of Didymodactylos carnosus, 624 nucleotides long. The record is from the annotation of a GenBank genome assembly. NCBI's taxonomy places the organism in Eukaryota, Metazoa, Rotifera, Eurotatoria, Philodinida, Philodinidae.